GGAAACGAUAUUCGAGCUAAUGUUGGUCGGAGAAGAGGAGAAAAAAGAGAGAGAGAGGGAGGAAAGGGAGAGGGAGUAGGGCCAAGAGACGUAAUUGACCCCCUUCUCUUGGCGCCAAUCUGGCGGAGAAAAAAAAAAACGUGAUUAACGUUUUUGUCGUUCAGGCAACUUUAGUGUAACCAAUCGUGGGCAUAUUGUUAUUUUGUAGCCAGUUGCGCUAGGUAGUUUGCUAAACCGCUAGCAUCGCUAUCAUUUUACCAAAUCUUGCCCCCUUUCAAGAAACCACAUAUUAGUUUAGCGACUAACAGCUAGCUAGCAACAGCAAGACACAGCGGUCGUUUUAAAACAGCGAUAUGGGGAGGAAGUCAAACAAAGCGAAGGAGAAGAAGCAGGCUCGCCUGGCGGAGAGGGCAGCCAUGGAUGCAGUGUGUGCCAAAGUGGACGCAGCCAAUAAGGUGAGGGGACAGAGGCUGGACGACCCUUUGGCUGCUUUCCCAGUCUUCAAAAAGUAUGACAGAAACGGGUUGAAUCUCCAGAUCGAGUGUAAGAGAGUGUCCACCCUCAACCCUAUCUCUGUGGAGUGGGCCUACGAGCUGACCCGGACCAACAUGCAAACACUGUAUGAGCAGAGCGAGUGGGGAUGGAAGGAGAGGGAAAAGAGGGAUGAGAUGAAAGACGAGAGGGCGUGGUAUCUGCUGGCUCGAGACACAGACUCCUCCCCCGUGGCCUUCUCUCACUUCCGAUUCGACGUCGAGUGCGGGGAGGAGGUGCUAUACUGUUAUGAGGUCCAGCUGGAGAGUAGAGUGAGGAGGAAAGGACUGGGAAAGUUCCUCAUCCAGAUACUGCAGCUCAUCGCCAACAGCACACAGAUGAAGAAGGUGAUGUUAACAGUAUUCAAACACAACCGCGGGGCGUACCAGUUCUUCAGAGAAGCUUUACAGUUUGAGAUCGACGACACUUCCCCCAGUAUGUCUGGUUGUUGUGGCGACGACUGCACCUAUGAGAUCCUGUCGCGGCGGACCAAACACGCCGAGGCCCAAGCCGAGGCCCAGGGGCACAGCCACGGGGGAGGGGGGCACUGUGGAGGCUGCUGCCACUGAGGAAGCCUGUUCCUGUUUCACCACUUCCUGGUCCAACGCUCUAGAAGCUCCCCCUCGCCCGCUUCUCUGCUCAUGAGUCAUUACUGUACACCCCCAACCUCCAAUCCGACACCUCCAAAAACUAACCCCCAACCCCUGGCCCCCUCUUCCCUGUCUCUCUCCUCUCUAUUUCCUGUCUCUCUCCUCUCUAUUUCCUGUCUCUCUCCUCU
Molecule: messenger RNA, 1309 nt
Organism: Coregonus clupeaformis (lake whitefish)
Lineage: Eukaryota; Metazoa; Chordata; Actinopteri; Salmoniformes; Salmonidae
Gene: naa40
Product: N-alpha-acetyltransferase 40, NatD catalytic subunit
Exons: 8
Coding region: 354-1100 (248 amino acids)
Cellular component (GO): nucleus
Molecular function (GO): histone H2A acetyltransferase activity; protein N-terminal-serine acetyltransferase activity; histone H4 acetyltransferase activity
Source: RefSeq, a predicted model, not a curated record